This is a messenger RNA of Aphidius gifuensis, 1299 nucleotides long. It is a transcript of the gene betaggt-II, whose product is annotated as geranylgeranyl transferase type-2 subunit beta. Bases 199 to 1197 code for a protein of 332 amino acids. Gene Ontology annotation, cellular component: Rab-protein geranylgeranyltransferase complex. The transcript has 5 exons. Gene Ontology annotation, biological process: protein geranylgeranylation. Gene Ontology annotation, molecular function: Rab geranylgeranyltransferase activity. The record is from RefSeq and is a predicted model, not a curated record. Lineage: Eukaryota; Metazoa; Arthropoda; Insecta; Hymenoptera; Braconidae.
AUAAUUUUGUGUUAAAAAAUAAACAAAAUAAACAAAGGUUUUAUUAAUUAUUAAAAUAAAAGAUAGCUUAAAAAUAAAAUAAAAUAAAAUUUUAAUUGUUGUUUAUUGUGUUUUAAAUAACAAUUGAUAUUGUAAAGUGUUUUUUAAAGUAACAAAAAAUUGACAAGUGACUCAUUGUUAAAUUAUCAACAAAACAAAAUGGCUACCUUGGUAAAAGAUGUACAAUUACCAAAAAAAAUUCCAAAAUUACUUUUGGCAAAGCAUACAGCAUUCAUAGCUGCUUAUGGAAAAAACAAAGAUGAUUAUAUGUACUGUAUGACUGAACAUCUGAGAAUGUCUGGUAUAUAUUGGGGACUGACAGCAUUGGAUUUGAUGGGUAAUCUUGAUGAAACAAAUAAAGAUGAAGUGUUAGAAUUCAUAGGAAAAUGUCAAAGUGAUUGUGGUGGUAUUAGUCCAAGUAUCAAUCAUGAUCCUCAUCUUUUGUAUACACUAAGUGCAGUACAGGUACUUUGUAUGUAUGAUGCACUUGAUGUUAUUGAUGUUGAUAAAGUUGUUAAAUAUGUCAAAGAAAGAAUGCAGCCUGAUGGCAGCUUCACUGGUGAUAAUUGGGGUGAAGUUGAUACUAGAUUUUCAUUUUGUGCUGUUGCAACAUUAUCACUAUUGGGAAAAUUGGAUGAAAUUAAUGUUGAAAAAGCUGUUGAAUUUGUCAAAAGUUGUAUGAAUUUUGAUGGUGGAUUUGGAUCAAGACCUGGAUCAGAAAGUCAUGCUGGUUUAAUUUAUUGUUGUCUUGGUCUUUUGUCAAUAACUGGACAUUUACAUUUGGUUGAUGCUGAUAGACUUGGCUGGUGGCUUUGUGAACGACAAUUACCCUCUGGUGGUCUCAAUGGAAGACCAGAAAAAUUACCUGAUGUUUGUUAUUCUUGGUGGGUCUUAUCAUCGUUAACAAUUUUAGGCAAAUUACAUUGGAUUGAUAAAAAUAAAUUAUUAGAAUUUGUGCUUGCUUGUCAAGACACUGAAACUGGAGGUUUUAGCGAUAGACCUGGUGAUAUGGUUGAUCCAUUUCAUACACUAUUUGGUCUUACUGCUGUAUCAUUGUUGGAAGCUGAUUCUAAAUUGAAACCAAUUAAUCCAACAUACUGCAUGCCUGAAUAUAUUAUUGAACGUCUUGGUAUUAAACCAACAAAACUUGAAAGAUGAUUUAAUUAUUUAGCUACAUAAAUUACAUAAAUAUUUAUAUUGAUUGUAAAUUUUUUAAAUGUCAACAAUUAUUCUGAAAUUAAAUAUUAAAAUAUCAUCAAA